Polypterus senegalus (gray bichir) is the source of this 2311-nucleotide messenger RNA. RefSeq names its product vascular endothelial zinc finger 1-like. Gene Ontology annotation, cellular component: nucleus. The transcript has 6 exons. The record is from RefSeq and is a predicted model, not a curated record. NCBI's taxonomy places the organism in Eukaryota, Metazoa, Chordata, Cladistia, Polypteriformes, Polypteridae. The coding region runs from base 295 to 1698 and encodes 467 amino acids.
UAGGGGAAACUGCCGUCUUGCCGAACGUCCACAGUGUCCGGCCAGUGUGCCAAGAAAUGUCAGUCUCAGUGGCUUCGAUUUCACUGCACAAAGUUUACCCGGGGUUCGGCACGGUGUCAUUCGCUGAUACGGUGGUGUACUAUUAGCGACGCUUCGCCUAUGUUUUGCUCUCCCCGCGGGCCGCUUAAUGGUGCAGUCCGGGUUACAGGAAGUUGUAGCGGCUGCCAUGUUGGGCUGCUUUGUUGUCGGCGCUGCUCGAGUUCCUGUGGGUCCCUGAUCUGAGUGGCGGUCGCGAUGGAGCCGAGCUGGAGCACGUUCUUAUUCCAGACAAAUGAAGCAUUACAUCACCAGCACCAGGUGGCACAGAAUAGUCUGCUUCCUCUACUGAAUUCUUCUUCAGAUCAGACAGACCAGAAGCCUGUUCUUCCUAUUCCCUUGGAGCAGAAACCAGUUGCGCCUGAACUGAUGAAAGACAAUGCCCCACCUGUGGGCACUAUCAAAAAGGAGCAGAAAACCAAAACAACCUUUGUCUGUGGGUACUGCAGCAAGGCUUUCAGGGACAGCUACCAUUUGCGGCGGCAUGAAUCCUGCCACACAGGAGUCAAGAUGGUGUCACGACCAAAGAAGACCGCCCAGACAGCCCCCACUAUGGUGCCACUACUUUCUACAGUCUCACGAGAGAACAGCAGCACACCUUCCUAUGUCUCCACGAUAGCAGGCAUUCUGACUACUGCCACAACCUCAGUUUCUACAGGUGCCAGCAUUAUGUCAGCCAGUGUUCUCCCCAACACACAGCCGCCUGCCCCCAAAAAACCACCAAAGCCAGUGAAGAAAAACCAUGGAUGUGAAAUGUGUGGUAAGGCAUUUCGUGAUGUCUACCAUCUAAACCGACACAAGCUGUCGCACUCUGAUGAAAAGCCAUUUGAGUGCCCUAUCUGCCAACAGCGCUUUAAGCGAAAAGACCGGAUGACCUAUCACGUGAGGUCCCAUGAAGGUGGAAUAAACAAGCCCUACAUUUGCUCAGUCUGUGGAAAAGGUUUUUCACGACCGGACCAUUUAAGCUGUCAUGUGAAGCAUGUUCAUUCUACAGAAAGACCCUUCAAAUGCCAAGUAACGGCUUGCACUGCUGCUUUUGCUACCAAAGACAGGCUUCGUUCACACAUGAUCCGGCACGAAGGAAAGGUCACGUGCACUAUCUGUGGGAAGAUGCUCAGUGCAGCCUACAUCACCAGCCAUUUGAAAACGCACGGUCAGAGCAACUUCACAGCUCCAUGUAACAAAGGCUUAGGUGACUGGAUAUGGAACUCAGUGGGUGAAAGCAAAGACACUAGUGAGGUGUGUAACUCUGCAUCAGCCACUCCUGUAACAGCUUCAGCACCGGUCACCACUACUAUGAAUCGUGGCAACAUCAGCAGUCCUGUUACCAUCGCAGCACAGAUGAAUAUUACAACCAAUACAGUGAACAUAACUUCUCCAGUCAACAUCCCACAUCCGGUGACAAUAACUGCACCUGUCAAUAUCACCUCUGUCAAUAUUCCAGCAACAGCACCCAUGAAUAUUGCACACCCUGUGGCCAUAACUACACCAAUGCCAAUCUCCACUGCUAUGAAUAUCACAGGCCCUUUAAAUAUUGCAAUGAGGCCAAUGGAGAGCAUGCCUUUCCUGUCCCAGGUGCUGCCAUCUUCACCGCCUUGGUAAAGCUCUUCUGGCACGAGAAUGGAGAAGGCAUGGUGAGAAUCUCUCCCUCUGCUUGGCUGUAGUAUGGCUACGGGGAAUAAAAGAGGAGGAGAUGGUCGGAUGUAGUAUUAGAGCUUUCCGAAGCAUCACACAUCCAAAAUGCAGAGUUGUUAUUUCCCGAAUAAACUGUAUGUUACAAAACAUAUUCGUAAGGAUGCAUUGCUUCCAAGAUGAACUUGUGCAUCUUGCUCGUCUGUGUUGCAGACUUUGCAAAAUGGAGUGUGGUGAGUGAAAUAAAAAGUAAAUGCACAGGGAAGUGCAAAGGACUUUAUGACACAGUGCAUCAGUCUGUUUUUUAGCCUGCAAAUCAGUAUUUAAUAUUGUUUUAAAAGUUUUUUUUUUAUGACAAAGGGAUUGGAAAGGAAAAAAAGACUUUUGGUGGGAGGGCAAAGAUUUAUUUUAUCUGAAAUGUAUAAGUCAAAGCAGGGAUGUGCUGCUCUUUUUAUUUUUAUGAGGUACGGAAGCAGUAUCAUACUUUUAGAUUGGAUAAGUUUGUUUGAAACCUGCCAAUCAUGUCACCACAAGUACAACAACUUUUUUGUGUAUUUCUUAAACAGUAGGUUUUUUUUUUUUU